CAAACUGACAUUUGGACACCACAGCUUCACAGAGUAGUCGCGAUGACGAGUGCUAAGCUCCACUCUGCAGCCGUUGUUUUAUACUUGAUGUUGAUAGCGAGCCUAGAUGCCACAGAACACAAACAAAAUGACACAGAUUCAUGCAUUCUGAGGCUAAAAGAGAACGAAAGUCGCGUCCGCUCGGAUGUGAUAAAAGAGUUGAAGGAAGAAAUAAAAGAGGUAUUUAAGUCUCAGUUUAAGCGAUUUGAGCUCCUAAAGAAUGAGGUUGCUGUUGAAAAGGCACGACAGCGUGUGAUGGAGGAGAAGGUGGAUUUUUCAUAUGAGGGCGUUCAGAAACUCGAGUCUGCUCUCUCACAAUGCACAGUGAUUACAGCAACUCCUAUCACGGUCGCAAACACCACCACCACCACCACCACCACCACUACGACGACGACGACAACUACAGCAAAACCAGAUUUGUGUGCAGCUGGUUUUGUGAGAUUUGAAGACCACUGCUACAUACUGGAACUGGAUAAAACCAGCUGGGCUUCUGCAAGAAGUAGAUGUCGUAUCAUGGGUGCCGACCUCGUCUCUAUCAAUACACAAGCUGAGAACGACUUUCUGUUGGCUCAAAUAAAGGAAUACUUCCCGCCUGACCAGAAGACUAAUGCUUAUUUCUGGAUGGGAAUGAUGCAUGUUGGCGGAAAGUACACGUGGCCUGACGGCACUGAGGUGGGCUUCACUGACUGGCUUUCGGCAGGGGAACCAAACUGUAUGGAUGGGAACUGCAAAGCAUUCAUUACAACAUACGACUAUGCAUACAAGUGGGAGGAUGCCCGAAGUAGUUAUGACUUCUACUCUAUCUGUGAGAAGGAUGUUGCCUAGAGAAAGGAACGGAAGAUACCUCUCUUCAGGGAGUGUUUUGUACUGUAAAGCUAAGGCAAAUAAAACUAUUUAGUUUUC
Messenger RNA from Haliotis rufescens (red abalone), 942 nucleotides. Its product is annotated as macrophage mannose receptor 1-like. NCBI's taxonomy places the organism in Eukaryota, Metazoa, Mollusca, Gastropoda, Lepetellida, Haliotidae. The coding region runs from base 43 to 864 and encodes 273 amino acids. The record is from RefSeq and is a predicted model, not a curated record. Gene Ontology annotation, molecular function: signaling receptor activity. The transcript has 3 exons.